Molecule: messenger RNA, 759 nt
Organism: Adineta ricciae
Lineage: Eukaryota; Metazoa; Rotifera; Eurotatoria; Adinetida; Adinetidae
Source: the annotation of a GenBank genome assembly
AUGGCUAGCAUCUACAAUUGGUUAGGCAUGACAUAUGCUCGGCAAAAUCUUCAUGGAAAUCCUGUUGAACAGUAUGGAAAAGCAUUGCGUCCGUACGAGAAAAUGACAAACAAGAUCACGUGUGAUGCGACGGAAAACAAAUUAUUGCAAGCAGAAUGUUACAUAAACUACGAACAUUUCCUAAGUUCUCAACAGGAUGACGAUGCGGAACAGUUCUACAAUAAUGCCUUGACAAUCUAUAAGGGCAUUCUUCCUGACGGUGAUCCAAAACUAAUGCGUGUCUAUACUGAUAUUACCAUGGAAUUCUCUCGAACGAAUAAUUAUAGUAAAGUUACUGAACUUUAUCAAACAACUGUCAGCGAUUUGAUCACAAAAACAAUCGAUGUUCUCUGGGCAAAACAAAUGAUUCAUGUAGCUUAUUUUGAAGCCUAUGAAUAUUUCGUUUCUAAUUCAUCUCAAGUAGGCACAACUCAAAUAACUUCACUUGAACUGAGCUUCUUUUGUGGAUUUCUCUGCAUUAAACAAUAUCUUUAUCAAGAUGUGAUCAAGUAUGUGAAUGAUGUGGUACAUCAAGUAGAACAUCUCAAUGCCUCCCUUCUUCUUGCUGAGAUGCACCAGAUAACGGAUGAUUUGACGAAAGCUGAACAAAUCUACACAGAAUUACUUAAAGAACCUAAAAUACAAGGUGACUCUUUCCUACUCUUUGAAAUAUCAUUUGCAUCGAUCAAGUGUUAUCAAGAUCCGAACAAAGUUAUUUGA